CAAAAAGACACCACAAUGCAUGCUUUCAGGGUAUUAAUAUACACUGUGCGCGUGUGAGUCUGCGUGUGUCUGAAUAUUGAAAUAGUAGCAGAACACUGUAAGGUGGAUGUGUUUUGGAACUCUGGGAAGGAUGAAUGCUAAUGUUGAAAACAUGACAUUUCAAGUUGCAUCAAUCAUGAAGAUAGCAGAUGAAAUACAUCCUGGAAAGUCAAGGACGUGAAAGGAACUUGAACUUGUUUUAAAAUGUGUCUUUUCAGGAAGUACAAAAGCAGCAGCAAGUUAGUGUUAUUUUAAUGUCAUUUAUUUUAAGACGAAAGCACAAUGGCAGCUUGCUUUUGGUAGUUGUCAGGGAAGAGAUGAGAGGAUGAAUGUGCGAUGGAACUUUGAAUUGAUUGUACUGCUUUGAUUGAUCCAAGCGGGUUAGAUGAUUGUGGGUUGCAGCCAGCGUUCCAACCCAGCCCCCCUUUUGCCACAAAGUGUCCAUUUUCAUUUUGACUGUACAAAAACGCCCUGUCGCUUCCCCUACCAAGUUAUGCUCACCCCGUAACAGAUGUGAUUUCACACUGUACACCCCCAUGUUGAACUUAUUUAUCACAGUCUCCACUCAAAAGCACCCCGAGUAUAAAAAAAAAAAAAAGCUCCUAACUGGAAUGAUAUGAACUUGCUUGUGUUGCUAUUCCUCGACUUACGGUACAUCAGGUGUACAUUUCUGAGGCUUAACUGCAAUAGUGACAUCCAAACAAAAGUGUUGUUAAACAUUUGUACUGUUUAUUUAAAAAAUAUUUAACUUUAUCUCUUAACUACUGCAUUUUAAUUGAUUUUUUUUGCGGUACAUUUCCUCGAUUUAUGGUGGUGGUUUUAAUUAAUUUAGGAUGGAAACCGAGAGAGGGAAAAUAUUCUUCGCUCAUCUGAUACAUGGGUUCCAUUAAUCGUCCACAUUGAGAACCCAAAGCGGCAAACAUAAGGAGGCAACUUAAAAAUAAUUCAGUAUUAUACACAUUGGGGGGGGGAAUAGUGUGCAUAAUGCCACAUUGCAGUUUAUCUUGACUGCAUGUUUCUGCUUCACCAUUGUUUAAAAUGAAAGGUGCUUGCCUGCAAAGAGCCGUUAUUUGUAUCAUGCACAAGACUUCAGCUUUGUUGCAAUGAGAUGAUGGUGUAUUAUCUGGUUUUCUUGGUGAUCACGUUUUUCAGCGUAGUGCUGAUAAUAAAAAAAACAGCAAAACACUCUUUGGGCACUGAAAAUAUGUUUGGGUAAGGUGGGGCGGGGGGCGUUAAUCAAGAGUCAGGUGUUCAGAGUAUUGAAAGUGUAAAAUUACCUUCACUUUCCUUCCCUGUUAUUCAGGAACAGUAGUGCUUGUUUAAGGAAUAAUUGUAACCUCUGUAGUAAAAGUGGUGAGGAGUUUAAUUUGUUCUGCGAUAACACUGAGAACCGGAUGACGCAGGUUUAGAACAGAGCAGGUGGAAGCUGAUGCAAUGUGGGAAUUGUUCCAGCUGCAUCAGUUUCCACCCAACAACUCUUAACUGUUGUCUCAACGCAUCUCAUUUUUAAAAAUGAGUUUUGGGAGAAAAAAAAAGGUCACAUUUGAAUUACUACUGAGAAUAGUUCUGGAUGUGAUUUUAAUAUUCAAUUCAGAUUAUCUCCAUGAUGGCAGCUGAACAUAGGUUGGGGGUAACUGUGAUCCAUGACAUACGUCAUCCCAUCAUCAGUAUCUGUCAGUUUCCAUACUGAGUCGAUAUUUUUUUCGGGGGAGCUCAAAGACAAGAGUUGGUGUGGGCAGAAAAACUUGGUGGGACCUGUCCAGCUGUGAGCCGGAUUUAUUUGGAGUCGGCUGUUGCUCUGUGACUCGAAGGUGUUUGCAGCGUCUGAACAUGAACGUCGUCAGUGCUUUGGCCAUUGUCGGCCUGCUGCUUGCAGCUGCCGGUGCGCAGAAACCCCAACAAUGUGAGUCUCCUCCCCUGAUGACUGGAGGUGUCACUGUGAUGGGCUUCAAUGGUCUUGUCAUGUCUACGGGAACAAUCACCUAUGAUGCUUUUGGUCAGAAGAUUCGGGUUCGAAAUUUUGGCAUGGUUGGAAAUGAAACCUUGACUGUGGACCAACUGAUGCUGUUCCAAAAGAAAGUCUAUUAUGAAAUCGACUGGAGCAAACUGUCUUGCAAGAAGAGACGGCUGAAUACAGAUUUCGUUCCCAUGCAAGUGCCCGAUGAUGCCAAUUUGAUGGGUCAGAUCGUUUUGGGCUCCUCUUCCUCGUGGGGAAUGGGUGUGCUGGUCAACACGUGGUACGGGGACCUGCCCGGCAAUGGUUCCUAUACGAGCGUCUUCACUGAGAUUGGCUGCAUCCCAAUGACCUUCACUGGUUACACACCAACAAGUGGAUGGACCAUUAUCAGCACUUUCAACUGGGUACUUGGCAUCACCAAUCCCAUGGACUUGGUCCCGCCUUUCUUCUGUGCAAAGGCUCAGCUGGAGGAUUCCGAAACACCUGACACCAUGUUUACCGCUUUGGAGUCUCUAGCCAGGAAGACCCACGACAUGAAGUAAAACAUCAGGUGUUGUAUGUGUUCAUCAGCCAGUCCCUGAUUCAAAGGAGGAACAACGAUUGCAUUCAUUCAAUGCAAAUAAAGUCUUGACAUAUGAGGCAUGA
Molecule: messenger RNA, 2641 nt
Organism: Hippocampus comes (tiger tail seahorse)
Lineage: Eukaryota; Metazoa; Chordata; Actinopteri; Syngnathiformes; Syngnathidae
Product: ependymin-like
Exons: 6
Coding region: 1870-2538 (222 amino acids)
Biological process (GO): cell-matrix adhesion
Cellular component (GO): extracellular region; lysosome
Molecular function (GO): calcium ion binding
Source: RefSeq, a predicted model, not a curated record